UCGAUAUUUUUUCUCACUCUUAGUUGUUCUAUCCCAUUUCUCCAUCAUCUGGUGCGCGAGGUUGAAGCUCUCUAUUCGAAACUCACUCCAGUGACGAGAAUGGCAAGCGCGGGAGAUAGCGUUUCACGACGAGCCGCCAGCCGCAGAUUGCACCGCUGGCUAGCAGCCGUUUCGUCAGCGCUGCUUCUUCUCGUCACAGCUCUCCCCGGCAUCGAGAGCGUUAACCUCGUGGGAAAUCCUUCGGUCUCUGCUGCGGGAAAAGUCACCCGCGACCAGAUGAUAGCGGAGAUUAAGUACGCGGCUACUAUCAUCAAGAAGAACGCCAACUAUACCAAGAUCGCCGGCUUCGCGAGCACUCUACUGCCCAAGGCCCCCAAGAAAUACGACGUGACUCAAGUGUACAACAGCACAAUUCUUCUCGCCACCAACGACGCGCUAACCGCUCUUAUGAAGAAGGUGCCUAUAACGCAGCUCGACAAGCUCUUCCAGGUGCUACAGUACGCGACGAUCCGCGGGCGCUGGAACGAGGCGGCGUUUAAGAAGCUCGGCCCGGUGAAGUUCGACACGUGGCUGGGGAAGAAGAUUCAGAAAAUGUCAACAGCAAAUGCCGCGCCUGUUGCUUUCGGGGUUCCCGGCUCGGCAGCCAGCAAGUGGACUCACAUAGUAACCGCGAAGCUGUACAGUGGGCCCUACUUCACUGUUCAUGGGAUAGAUUAUUGCAUUGUUGUCUGAGAGGGGUGGGCCUUGGGCGUCUAGAGGGUGCACUCCUACCCCGUGUCGGACCACCGUUGUUAGGCAAGUGCAAGGUGAGAAUUCGGCCACAUCAGCUGUUGUGCUAAGGGCGUGUCCCAAGCGUACUUUUCCCCUAGAAAACCCUACCCAUCCGUUUCAUGUUACUUGAUCCGUCUGACUGAACUAGCAUCUCACUCAACCUUAAUCAAACGAACACUUGGGACCAGGCCCUCAGAUUGGUUUUAAGUCAUCUUGAUUGAGAAGGACUGC
Molecule: messenger RNA, 1002 nt
Organism: Closterium sp. NIES-67
Lineage: Eukaryota; Viridiplantae; Streptophyta; Zygnematophyceae; Desmidiales; Closteriaceae
Source: the annotation of a GenBank genome assembly